AUGAAUUGGACACUGGGCGCUCUGCUCGUGCGCCAUCACCUUAGGCUAAUUCGCGAAGUCGUACUUAUCACCUCGGAUCGCAACCUGCGUGUUAAGGCUAUCAGCCAGAAUAUUCCGGCUCGUCCUCUUCGUAGCCUGGUCACUUGGUCACGUCUUCCAGUACCCCAGACCAUCCAACUUCCCAGGCCACCGCAGCUACCUGAGGCGGGUGCGUCUGGUCCCUGUGGCGGGUUUCCUUGCGGCCAUGGUAACCCUAGUCGCAAACAGACACGUAUUAAGCCAACGGCUGCUUUUUAUGGGAGCCGUAAAACUGAGCCCUUCGUUGUAGAGCAGUCAAUAUCAUCUGAAGUAGUGACCCCUCUUUGUGAUGCUACAAAUACAUCAACAGGGCCUCACAUUGUUAAGCCCCAAUCAGUCAUACCUUCAUGA
Messenger RNA from Protopolystoma xenopodis, 429 nucleotides. The record is from the annotation of a GenBank genome assembly. Lineage: Eukaryota; Metazoa; Platyhelminthes; Monogenea; Polystomatidea; Polystomatidae.